Messenger RNA from Mizuhopecten yessoensis (Yesso scallop), 2301 nucleotides. RefSeq names its product ankyrin repeat and SOCS box protein 12-like. Gene Ontology annotation, biological process: intracellular signal transduction. The record is from RefSeq and is a predicted model, not a curated record. Bases 27 to 953 code for a protein of 308 amino acids. Lineage: Eukaryota; Metazoa; Mollusca; Bivalvia; Pectinida; Pectinidae. The transcript has 4 exons. Gene Ontology annotation, molecular function: protein binding.
CACAACUGUCAACUGUCAAUGAAGAAAUGAUACCCGCUGCAAUCGCUGCAGUGUUUCGCGACUGCGUUGGGACGGAUGACAAAGAUGAACAUCACGGAUACCAGCUCCAGCAAUUUAUCAGGUCGGGCGACAUAGACAAUUUCAAAGAUUCUCUCAAAUACCCCGAGUUCCGAGCAGUUAUCAAUAUGAAAAACCACUUAGGAUGCACACCACUGAGGAUUGCAGCCGCGGAGGGUCAACUUGAGUGUGUACGGUACCUGCUGGACCUAGGGGCACUAGUAGACAGCCCAGAUGUCAAACUUCAGACACCUUUAUUGGUAGCAAUGAAGAAUUUCCACUUUGACUGUGCAGAACUUUUAUUAGAACGAGGAGCCAGCCCUAACGGGGACCCACACCAUAUCACCACACCAAUAUAUAUCAUGACAAUGGAGGGUUCAUUCAGGGGGAUGAAGUUACUAUUAGAGCAUGGCGCCGAUACAUAUGAAUCUCAUAACCACAUCCUACCAAUGAUGUCACUGCAUGUUCCAGUGUGUCCCGUUCAGGUAGCUUUGACCUAUAAAAGGUACAACUGUCUACGGUUGCUGCUGAGCUACGGGGCAGAAACAAAUUAUUUCCACUUUUACAGUCACAUUGAAGAACAGAAACACAUGAUGCUAUAUGACAUAUGCAUUAGUAAGUCAUGUGUGUUAGUUGGAUUUCAACUUCUGUAUGAGUCUGGAACCAAUAUAUAUAUACGACCUAAAGAGAGUAAACAAGUGUGGGAGAUGGAGGAGAGACCACACAUCCAGAGCUACCUAAAAUACAUCACUGAGAAUCCCCGUAGUCUGAAGUCGAGCUGUCGCUUGUCUCUGAUGCAUCAAUAUGGACGAAGCCUAUUGUCACAGUUAGACAAAAUGGACAUCCCCACUGUCCUUAAGACCUAUCUCAGUCUUGCCGAUAUCCCUGACAGUUGACAACACACUGGCAUAGAGACACUAGUAAUAAUUUACUUGUUCUUUCUCAUAUGGUGUUUCAACAUUUUAUAAAAACGUUUUUUAUGCAAUUUACAAAUAAAUGUGCCAUUUAUUAUCAUAAGUCAUUUAUUGUAUUGUUUUUUAGGGUUUUCCUACCAUUUAUUGAAUGUAUUUUGUAUAAUAUUUACCCGGUGUUUAACCCAUUUUUUGCAAAUCACAAUUUUUACCCCAAGUGCUUUUCCAAGAUAUUAUUUUUUCAAUCCAGCACAGUAACUGUACAAAAUUUGAUUUUGAAAUGUUUAAAUGAUGUGAGUUCUUACACAGAAAGGAAAACACGUUUAGAUUUUGUAAAUUUACACCAAUUUCUAAAGUAAUUGUGUCCUAUUGCAGUAAAUCUUUGAAUACAUUUAGUUGCAUUGAUAGGUAAAGCUACAUUGUAAUCAUGUGAUAUUCAUAAUUAAUAAUAAAUGUCUGUAGUUUGUACAGACAAUGUAGGACCAAUGGAACCUCUACCCAAGAGGUUGGUAUUGGGGUGAUAACUGAGCUGUCCCAUAUCCCAGCCACUCGUGCCUCCAUUAUGAUUAAAUUUGUUUGUCAUAUAUCUUCUCAUCUUAAAAGUGGUGUACAAUGAACAUGUUCAGUGAACAGGAACAUUUUCUACACCAAUUUCUUCCCUUUUAUUUAAAAUAAUAUCUCGGUCAAACCAGUAAAUAACUUACUGAUAAAAAGACAAUGCUGCAAAUUCUCACUUCCCAGUUCUUAUUUGGAUAGUGGUUAAAAGUAAUAAACAUGUCAGCAUGUAUCAAAAAAGUUUAAGAUGUUACUUAAUAUAUAUUUAAUGCAUUUUUAUUGGCCUUUAUGUAUAUGCAUUAGUGGAUAGUGGUUUAAAGUAAUAAACAUGUCAGCAUGUAUCAAAAAAGUUUAAGAUGUUACUUAAUAUAUAUUUAAUGCAUUUUUAUUGGCCUUUAUGUAUAUGCAUUAGUGGAUAGUGGUUAAAAGUAAUAAACAUGUCAGCAUGUAUCAAAAAAGUUUAAGAUGUUACUUAAUACAUAUUUAAUGCAUUUUUAUUGGCCUUUAUGUAUAUGCAUUAGUUUUCUAUUGGGUUAGCUCCCUUUGAUGUGCACAUGUCUGAUUGUAUAAUAAUUAGAUAUUACUCUCAGACGUUGUGGAUUAUAGCUUUGUUUUAAGACAUAAUGUGUUGUAGCUUUAAAAUAAUAUUACUUGCCUGCCAUAUACCAGACUGUGCCAACAAUGUUGCCAUAAACUAUAACUUUUGUUCAUUUAACCACGGAAUUAGAUUAAGUCCGUGAUUUAACAAACAUGAUUACCAAUAUUAAACGUCUACAUU